AUGCCGCACUCCAUGGACACCACACUCUUCAGCGAUGAAAAUCGCAUUGAUCGCGGUGAUUCCCUUCUUUUCCAUUGCGUGCAGCUCUCGCAGGGUGGGACGGACUCACAUCGCUAUUUCUUUGGGUGUUAUUUCCCGCGCUGGCGUGGCUUCUACAUGGAUGAGGCGCGUGAACUUCCUGGCCCGCUUGGUUAUAAUGUCACGCGGCACUUCCCCGCUUUCCCUUUUGAUGUGUAUUUGAAGGAUGAUGGGGAACACUUUCUCACUGAUGACUUCCAGAUAGGCUCCAUCUUUACUCUUGGUGGUCCCUUAAAUCAGCGUGAUGAUGGGCAGAAACGCUACAAAGUGGUGCACUGCGAUGACAGCCAAUUACGCACACGCACUGGGAAGACACUUGCAUUCAUUGGAAAUAAUGUAUCAGGUUUACUCCAACAGACACACCGAGUGUCAGGGGAGGCGAUUGAUGCGUUGAAACGCAUCAGAGAGGCGUAUAUUUUCAAUGUCGGAAACGGGAUCCCAGAGGUAGGCAUUAAAGCUAUGGGAAGGCACUUCCGUAAGGUGGGAAGUGAUGGAAGGCGGUGGAUGUCAUAUGAAGGUAUUGUGAGGUUCGUAAAGGAUUCACGUAAUUUCAAUGCAACACUUUCUUUUUCUGAUACACAGCGAACGGAAGAGGAUGUAAAUACCGUUGCAACAUGUAUUUAUAACGCAUUCCCCAAAAACGAAGAAGAAUGUAUUGACUAUGACUUCUUUAUGGAUUACGUUCGCGGUCCAAUGAGCCAGGAGCGGAAAGAUGCUGUGUGGAAUAUAUUCCGUCGGAUGGACUAUGACAGGGACGGAAACUUAAACAUCAUAGACAUCCAAGCCUGCUACAAUACGCAGGACCAUCCGACUUGUUCCGUAGAUCAUCUGUUUCAGUCAGAUAAAAUGCUGAAGGGGUUUCUGACUAUCUGGGAUGAAAAUGAGCGAUGCGGUUUGGUUCCUUAUGCAGAGUUUUUAGACUACUACAACGGUGUGAGUGCUGUACUCGAGGACGAUAAAGUUUUUUUCGACGUUCUCAAUAAUCAAUGGAAACUUUUGUAA
This is a messenger RNA of Trypanosoma brucei brucei TREU927, 1080 nucleotides long. Its product is annotated as calcium-binding protein, putative. The record is from RefSeq and is a predicted model, not a curated record. The transcript has a single exon. Lineage: Eukaryota; Euglenozoa; Kinetoplastea; Trypanosomatida; Trypanosomatidae. Gene Ontology annotation, molecular function: calcium ion binding. The coding region runs from base 1 to 1080 and encodes 359 amino acids.